Molecule: messenger RNA, 2465 nt
Organism: Protobothrops mucrosquamatus (brown spotted pit viper)
Lineage: Eukaryota; Metazoa; Chordata; Lepidosauria; Squamata; Viperidae
Gene: TBC1D16
Product: TBC1 domain family member 16
Biological process (GO): activation of GTPase activity
Cellular component (GO): early endosome
Molecular function (GO): GTPase activator activity
Source: RefSeq, a predicted model, not a curated record
ACUCUCUGAAUUAGGUGCUUGACUGAAGCUGAUAGAGAAUGGAAACAUUUCCUUGGCAAUGUCUCUGGGAAAACUCCUCCGUCGUGCCUCUUCCAAAGCAUCUGAUCUCCUGACCUUAAAUGCCAGCAGCAGCUGUGGUGGUUCGUCUUCCAUCUUGGAUGGAGAGAUUAUCUAUUCCAAGAACAAUGUUUGUGUCCACCCCCCUGAGAUGCUGCAAGGUGUUGUGGAACAUCAUCCAGGCUACUUGUGCUUGUACAUGGAGAAGGAUGAGCUGCUUGGAACCACGCUUAUCCUGGCCUGGGUCCCCAACUCCCGUAUUCAGAGGCAGGAUGAAGAAGCUCUCCGUUACAUCACGCCCGAGAGCUCCCCUGUCCGCAAGGCUCCCCGCAAGCUUGGCUGUGUGAGUCCCAAAACCGUAGGGAUACGUCCGAAGAAGACAACUUGUCUUCGUUCGACUCUGGGGUUUCCUACACCUCCUGUAAAACUGACACAGUGUCGACCACUCCCUACACCGAGUACAGUCGGGGGGAAGUCUUCUUCCCCUGUGUCGAGGCUUCAGCCUGCUCACAGUGACUCAGGAAUUUUAUCGACAAUCAGUUCUCAGGAUGAACAGAACCGAUUAGAGGAGUCCGUAGAGGAAGGGCUGGAGAGCCAUUUGGAGACAGGAGAAGAUGAAGGCUCUUUGGAGUUGUCUGCCGAUGAUGUUAGCAAAGAUAGCACGUUUGACUCGGAUUCAGAUGCCUUCUCUUCUCCAUUCUGCCUCUCACCCAUAAGCGAAGCACUUGUGGAAAACGUUAGCUCUAUGUUCCUGGUUAAUGAAAACCGAGAUCCAUGUGAAAGCCACAUGACUCACUCAACCAGUUCCAGUUCAAGCCUUGAUCCCAGUUCCCAGUUCCAGGAGAAUAAUGGGCAGGUCCAGACCUCCAGAUGGGAUGAGCAACAGAAGGUCUUUGCCUUGGAGCAGAUCUGUGGGGUCUUCAGAGUUGACCUGGGACAGAUGAGAUCUCUUCGCCUUUUUUUCAGUGAUGAGGCCUGCACCAGCGGGCAGCUGGUGGUUGCUAGCCGGGAGAGUCAGUAUAAGAUUUUUCACUUUCACCAUGGUGGCCUGGAUAAACUCUCCGAAGUGUUUCAGCAAUGGAAGUAUUGCACAGAGACGCAUCUCAAAGACCAGCAGCUCACCGACGUGAAGACUUGCAUGCAGUUCUCCAUUCGCCGGCCCAAGCUCCCUUCCUCUGAGACCCACCCGGAGGAGAAUGCAUAUAAGCGCUUAGAUGUCUCUGGGUGGCUUCGUCAUCUAAACAAGGCUGGACAAGUCGAAGAAGAGUACAAGCUGAGGAAGGCUAUUUUCUUUGGCGGGAUCGAUGUCUCAAUCCGUGGCGAAGUUUGGCCCUUCUUGUUGCGCUACUACAGCUAUGAAUCCACAUCGGAGGAGAGGGAGGCUCUCCGUAUUGCAAAGAGAGAGGAAUAUUUUCAGAUUCAACAGAAAAGACUCUCCCUAGCACCAGAUGAGCAGAAGGCCUUCUGGAGGAAUGUGCAGUUCACCGUUGAUAAAGACGUGGUGAGGACUGACCGUAGUAACCAGUUUUUCCGAGGAGAGAACAACCCCAACGUGGAGACUAUGAGGCGGAUCUUGCUGAACUAUGCAGUGUACAACCCGGCCAUUGGCUAUUCCCAGGGAAUGUCUGACCUCGUGGCCCCCAUCCUUGCUGAGGUUCUGGAUGAAUCGGAUACUUUCUGGUGCUUUGUUGGUUUGAUGCAGAACACGAUCUUUAUCAGCUCCCCUCGGGAUGAGGAUAUGGAGAAGCAACUGAUGUACCUGCGAGAACUGCUGCGGUUGAUGCACAUACGCUUUUACCAGCACCUGUCUUCCCUUGGGGAGGAUGGCCUUCAGGUGCUUUUUUGUCACCGCUGGAUCCUCCUCUGCUUUAAGCGAGAGUUUCCGGAUGCUGAAGCCCUGCGCAUGUGGGAAGCCUGCUGGGCUCAUUACCAGACAGACUAUUUCCAUCUCUUCAUCUGUGUGGCUAUUGUGGUGAUCUAUGGGGAUGAUGUCAUUGAACAGCAACUGGCUACGGACCAGAUGCUGCUACACUUUGGGAACCUCGCCAUGCACAUGAAUGGGGAGCUCAUACUCAGGAAGGCUAGGAGUUUGCUCUAUCAGUUCCGCCUGCUACCCCGGAUCCCCUGCAGUCUGCAUGACCUGUGCAAACUCUGUGGAACAGGCAUGUGGGACAGCGGCUAUAUCCCCGCCGUGGAAUGUACUGGAAAUCACCCUGACUCUGAUAGCUGCCCAUAUGGAGGCACGGUGGAUGAGCCAUCUCCCAAGUCAGGAAAUGAUUGCAGAAGGGGACUUAAAACACGAGAGGUCUUUACUUUCCGGAAAUGACUGUUCAGGAUCGUAUCCCAGCUACGUAAGGACCUCAAAGCGGUGGGCACAGUUGGGGCCUGGCAAGCAAAAAAUGAAAGAA